AUGGCGGUGGCGGCGGCCGCGGCUUCCCGGCUGUGGCUCUGGGCUGCCCUGCUUAUCCCUGCGGCCGCGGUCUACGAAGACCAAGUGGGCAAGUUUGAUUGGAGACAGCAGUAUGUUGGGAAGCUCAAAUUUGCCUCUUUGGAAUUUUCCCCUGGAUCGAAGAAGUUGGUUGUGGCCACAGAGAAGAAUGUGAUUGCAGCAUUGAAUUCUCGGACUGGGGAGAUCUUGUGGCGCCACGUUGACAAGGGCUCGGCAGAAGGGGUGGUGGACGCCAUGCUGUUCUGCGGGCAGGAUGCAAUCACUGUGUCCAAUGGAGGCCGGAUCAUGCGCUCCUGGGAGACGAACAUCGGGGGCUUGAACUGGGAGGUUACCCUGGACAGUGGCAGUUUCCAGGCCCUCGGGCCGGUCGGCCUGCAGGAGGCGCUGAGGUACGUUGCGGUCCUGAAGAAGACCACGCUUGCCCUUCAUCACCUCUCCAGUGGGCACCUGAAGUGGGCGGAACACCUCCCGGAGAGUGACAGCAUCCACUACCAGAUGGUCUAUUCCUGCGGCUCGGGGGUCGUGUGGGCCCUCGGAGUCGCCCCCUUCAGCCAUGUGAACGCUGUCAAGUUUAACGUGGAAGAUGGAGAGAUCGUUCAGCAGGUCAGGGUGUCAACCCCCUGGCUGCAGAGUCUCACCGGGGCCUGUGGUGUGGUGGACGAGGCUGUCCUGGUGUGCCCCGACCUAAGCUCGCGGUCCCUGCAGACCUUGGCCCUGGAGACAGAGUGGGAGCUGAGGCAGAUCCCGUUGCAGUCUCUUGACCUAGAAUUCGCAAGUGGAUUCCAACCCCGGAUCCUGCCCACGCAGCCCAGCCCGGUGGAUCCGUCUCGGGCACAGUUCUUCCUGCAGUUGUCCCCAAGCCACUAUGCACUGCUGCAUUAUCACCACGGCGUCCUGAGUCUGCUCAAAAACUUCCCGCAGGCUGCCCUGGUGAGCUUCGCCACCACUGGAGAGAAGACAGUGGCUGCAGUCAUGACCUGCCGGAACGAGGCGAAGCCCAGCGUUUCUGAAGAUGGGUCACCUGGGAGCUUUUCGGAGAAGCCUGGUCCCCAGGACUCACUGGCUUGCUUCAACCAGACCUACACCAUCAACCUCUACUUAGCGGAGACAGGCCGGCGGCUGCUCGACACGGCGAUCACCUUCAGCCUGGAACAGAACGGCACUCGGCCGGAGCGGCUAUACAUCCAGGUCUUCCUGAAGAAGGAUGACUCCGUGGGCUACCGGGCCUUGGUGCAGACACAGGAUCACUUGCUGCUUUUCCUGCAGCAGCUGGGGAGGGUGGUGCUGUGGAGCCGCGAGGAGUCCCUGGCUGAGGUGGUGUGCCUGGAGAUGGUGGACCUGCCGCUGACCGGGGCGCAGGCGGAGCUGGAAGGGGAGUUUGGCAAGAAGGCAGACGGCCUGCUGGGCAUGUUCCUGAAGCGCCUGUCCUCCCAGCUCAUCCUGCUGCAGGCCUGGACCUCCCACCUCUGGAAAGUGUUUUACGAUGCUCGGAAGCCCCGGAGCCAGAUCAAGAAUGAGAUCAACAUUGACACUUUGGCCAGGGAUGAAUUCAACCUCCAGAAGAUGAUGGUGAUGGUGACGGCCUCGGGCAAGCUCUUCGGCAUCGAGAGCAGCUCUGGCACCAUCCUGUGGAAGCAGUAUCUCCCGAACGUGACGGCAGGCUGCUCCUUCACGCUGACGGUCCAGCGGACGACCGCGCACUUCCCCCAGCCGCCCCAGUGCGCCCUGCUGCUGCGGGAUGGGGAGACGGGAAUGAGUUCGCUCUAUGUCUUCAACCCCAUUUUCGGGAAGUGGAGCCAGGUGGCGCCCCCCGUGCUGAAGCGCCCCGUCUUGCAGUCUCUGCUGCUGCCCAUCAUGGAUCAGGACUAUGCCAAGGUGCUCUUGCUGAUAGACGACAAGUACGAGGUCACAGCCUUCCCAGCCACUCGGAAUGUCUUGCGGCAGCUCCAUGAGCUCGCCCCUUCGAUCUUCUUCUACUUGGUGGACGCGGAUCAGGGGCGGCUGUGCGGAUAUCGGCUCCGGAAGGACCUCACCACUGAGCUGAGCUGGGAGCUGACCAUCCCCCCGGAGGUGCAGCGCAUUGUGCAGGUGAAGGGCAAGCGCAGCAGUGAGCACGUGCACUCGCAGGGCCGCGUGAUGGGGGACCGCAGCGUGCUCUACAAGAGCCUGAACCCCAACUUGCUGGCUGUGGUGACGGAGAGCACGGAUGUUCACCACGAGCGCACCUUCAUCGGCAUCUUCCUCGUGGACGGGGUCACGGGGCGCAUCAUCCACGCCUCCGUGCAGAGGAAGGCCAGGGGCCCUGUCCACAUCGUGCACUCAGAGAACUGGGUGGUGUACCAGUACUGGAACACCAAGGCCCGGCGCAACGAGUUCACGGUGCUGGAGCUUUAUGAAGGCACGGAGCAGUACAACGCCACGGCCUUCAGCUCCCUGGACCGCCCGCAGCUGCCCCAGGUCCUGCAGCAGUCCUACAUCUUCCCGUCCGCCAUCAGCGCCAUGGAGGCCACCAUCACAGAGCGGGGCAUCACCAGCCGCCACCUGCUCGUUGGGCUGCCUUCUGGAGCGAUCCUUUCCCUCCCUAAGGCCUUGCUGGAUCCUCGCCGCCCUGAGAUCCCAACAGAACAAAGCAGAGAGGAGAACCUGAUCCCGUAUUCUCCAGACGUGCAGAUCCACGCAGAGCGGUUCAUCAACUAUAACCAGACAGUUUCUCGAAUGCGAGGUAUCUACACAGCUCCCUCGGGCCUGGAGUCCACUUGUCUGGUCGUGGCGUACGGUUUGGACAUUUACCAGACUCGCGUCUACCCGUCCAAACAGUUCGACGUCCUGAAGGAUGACUACGACUAUGUGCUCAUCAGCAGCGUCCUCUUUGGCCUGGUCUUCGCCACCAUGAUCACGAAGAGGCUGGCGCAGGUCAAACUCCUGAACCGUGCCUGGCGAUAA
This is a messenger RNA of Rangifer tarandus platyrhynchus (Svalbard reindeer), 2982 nucleotides long. The record is from the annotation of a GenBank genome assembly. NCBI's taxonomy places the organism in Eukaryota, Metazoa, Chordata, Mammalia, Artiodactyla, Cervidae.